This is a messenger RNA of Prorocentrum cordatum, 499 nucleotides long. The record is from the annotation of a GenBank genome assembly. NCBI's taxonomy places the organism in Eukaryota, Dinophyceae, Prorocentrales, Prorocentraceae.
GCUGCACGGCGUCGGCUUCGGCCUGUACAUGAACAGCACGUGCGGCCUCGACGGCAAGCCCUGCCACGGAGAGGACCCGCACGACCCGGACUCGGGGUCCGCCAUCUCCACGCCCGACGUCGCCAUGGCGGGCGUCGCGCGGCACCAGGACCGCUUCUUCAGCCAGACGGUCUUCUACGAGCAGGCGGCCAACGGCAGCCUCCCGGCGGUCUCGUGGAUUCUCCCGCCGAUGCAGGCGUGCGACCACCCGUGCCACGACGUAGCCAAGGGCGAGCGGCUCCUGAAGGACGUGUACGAGGCCCUGCGGGCAGGCCCGGGCUGGGAGCACACCAUGCUGUUCGUGGCGUACGACGACGCCGGUGGCUACUACGACCACGUCGUCCCUCCCCACGAGGGCGUCCCCGCCGACGAUUCGCCGUGCAUCGUGCCCGGGGAGCACCCGAAGUGCGGCAGCCCCUUCGACUUCCGGCGCCUGGGCCUGCGGAGCUCGCCAUGCUGA